Molecule: messenger RNA, 1290 nt
Organism: Manihot esculenta (cassava)
Lineage: Eukaryota; Viridiplantae; Streptophyta; Magnoliopsida; Malpighiales; Euphorbiaceae
Product: cinnamoyl-CoA reductase 1
Exons: 5
Coding region: 106-1116 (336 amino acids)
Molecular function (GO): oxidoreductase activity, acting on the CH-OH group of donors, NAD or NADP as acceptor
Source: RefSeq, a predicted model, not a curated record
CUUCCAUUCUUCUAAACAAUACACUUUACUCAUCUCAUCCCUCUCGACCGCCCAAAACCCCCCACUUCCACUUCUCUAUCUUCUCGUCUUUUCCCCCAAAUUACCAUGCCUGCUCACACCUCAUCACUCUCUGGCCAUGGCCAAACCGUCUGCGUCACCGGAGCCGGUGGCUUCAUUGCUUCUUGGAUCGUUAAGUUGCUUCUUCAAAGAGGUUACACCGUUAAAGGAACUAUGCGGAACCCUGAUGAUCCCAAGAAUUCUCAUUUGAGAGAGCUUGAAGGUGCCAAGGAGAGAUUAAGUCUGUGCAGAGCUGAUCUUCUUGAUUAUGAAAGUCUUCGAGAGGCCAUUACUGGAUGUGAUGGAGUUUUCCACACUGCGUCUCCUCUCACUAAUGAUCCUGAACAAAUGCUGGAGCCAGCCGUGAAUGGGACCAAAAAUGUGAUGAUAGCAGCCGCAGAAGCCAAAGUCCGGCGAGUGGUUUUCACAUCUACCAUCGGAACGGUUUAUAUGAAUCCCAAUAGGAAUCCAGAUGAUGUUGUCGAUGAAUCUUGCUGGAGUGACCUCGACUUUUGCAAGAAUACUCAGAACUGGUACUGCUACGCGAAGACAGUGGCGGAGCAGGCAGCAUGGGAGUUGGCCAAGGAGAAAGGGGUGGACCUAGUAGUGCUGAACCCAGUAGUGGUGCUUGGACCAUUGUUGCAGUCCACUAUAAAUGCUAGUAGCAUUCACAUCCUUAAGUACCUAACUGGCUCAGCCAAGACCUAUGUCAAUGCUGUUCAAGGCUAUGUGCAUGUUAAGAACGUGGCACAUGCCCAUAUUCUUAUCUAUGAAACGCCCUCUGCCUCCGGGCGAUACAUUUGUGGUGAGAGCGUCCUCCACCGCGGCGAAGUGGUGGAAAUGCUUGCUAAGUUCUUCCCAGAGUAUCCAAUCCCCACGAGGUGUUCAGAUGAGAAGAACCCAAGAGCAAAACCACACAAAUUCUCAAGCAAAAAGCUCAAGGACCUUGGACUGGAAUUGAUCCCAGUGAAGCAAUGCCUCUAUGAAACAGUUAAGAGUUUGCAGGAGAAAGGUCAUCUUCCAAUCCACAAACACCCACAGAACUCCUUUACAAUUUAAUCCUAAAACCUCACUAAAAAACAUUAAUUAAUUAGAUAUAUAACUAAAUUGAAAUUACUAAAAAAUAUAAACUUUUUCUUCCUGUUUUCUGAUGAAAUUCUCCAUGUUCAACCAUCCUUUAAAUGUCCACGUGUUCUGAUUAUGUAUUCUAAUGAACUUGUUUGAUUCCCAGCU